Messenger RNA from Rhododendron vialii, 1197 nucleotides. RefSeq names its product vacuolar protein sorting-associated protein 32 homolog 2. The transcript is spliced from 7 exons. Bases 306 to 962 code for a protein of 218 amino acids. The record is from RefSeq and is a predicted model, not a curated record. Gene Ontology annotation, cellular component: ESCRT III complex; multivesicular body; cytoplasmic side of plasma membrane. Lineage: Eukaryota; Viridiplantae; Streptophyta; Magnoliopsida; Ericales; Ericaceae. Gene Ontology annotation, biological process: vesicle budding from membrane; late endosome to vacuole transport via multivesicular body sorting pathway.
GGUACUACGACUAUGUGGCAAUGCCCCAGGGGCACCGAGUAAUCUCACAAAUUUUAGGGAAUAUCGAGCAAAAGAACAAAAGUAGAGGGUAAAAGUGUACUUUAGCCCGAAUCCUUCUUUACAAUUACAAUUACACUUCCACCCUCCCUCUCUCUAACCAAACCAACACGCAUACUGAUCAUCGUCUUUCUUCCUAAUUCUCAACCUCUUUUCAAUUUUUGCGUCAUUCGUCGAUCGAUCCAUCGGUGUCAUCUAAAACCCUCAAAUCGGAUUCCCAGAUUUUGAUUUUCAAUCGAAUCAACACCAUGUUUCCUCGAAUUUUCGGCAAACCGAAGCAGGAGGGUAAUGCUGUUACCACUUUAGACAAGUUGAACGAGACACUUGAAAUGCUUGAGAAGAAGGAGAAAGUACUCCUGAAGAAGGCUGCUGCAGAAGUUGAAAAGGCAAAGGAAUUCACCAAAGCAAAAAACAAGAGGGCGGCUAUUCAAUGUUUGAAAAGGAAGAGGCUCUAUGAGCAACAAAUUGAGCAGCUUGGAAACUUCCAAUUACGCAUCCACGACCAGAUGAUAAUGUUGGAAGGUGCAAAAGCUACUACAGAGACGGUGGAUGCAUUGAGAAGUGGGGCAGCUGCAAUGAAGUCUAUGCAGAAAGCAACCAACAUAGAUGACGUGGACAAGACGAUGGAUGAAAUAAACGAGCAGACUGAGAACAUGAAACAGAUACAGGAAGCAUUGGCUACUCCCAUUGGUGCAGCAGCUGAUUUUGAUGAGGACGAAUUGGAAGCAGAACUUGAAGAACUGGAGGGUGCCGAGUUGGAGGAAGAGCUUUUGCAACCUGCAACGACGGCCCCUGCGGCGCCGGUGCACACUCCAGCUGGCAGGCAACCGGCUCGAGCUGCUCCUCAGAAGCGCACUGCUGAGGAAGAGGAACUCGCUGCACUACAGGCAGAAAUGGCACUUUGAGUGUGCUUUUGUAUCUCUUUCUUUCAUUUGUAAUUUGAUCAAUCACGGUCUCUGUGUGGCAUUCAAGCUUUAUAGAUGUGGAAUUGUAGUGCUAGUGCAGCAGAUAUCUAUCAGUGACUGAUUUGUGAUAUGUAACUUGUCUCUGGAAUCUGUCCAGUUAGAACUGUAGACUCCGAUAUACUUGUGUGUAUAUUUUGAAGCCAUUUGCUUAAUUAUGGAGUAUCUUCUGCUGAUA